CAAACAGAACCUCAGAAUGAGAGAAGGGAGUCUUUGUCUUCAUCAGAAGGAGGAGAUAAAGCAGCUGUGAAUAAUCGUGGUGAGGAAAAGCAAGCUGUGGAAGACUCACAUAAUUCUGACACUAAAACGAUUGCAGGUAUUCCUGGUAAUUCACAAAACACCAAUAACGCAGAACAAGAACAGCUGACUGAAAGUGCGCAGAGCUCUAACGCAGCAAAUGGUACACAUGGCAAAGACGGUGCAGAGAACAGUAAUACACAACCUCAACAAGGUUCUGGUAUAGAAUCACCUUCCGACUCACCUUUAAACAACACUACAACCGAUAAUAAUACCUCAGCGAACACGGACUCCAACGAUGCAAAUGCACCCAUUAAUGAGGAAUCAACCACCACAACAACAACACUUCCUCCUGAACUCACAAACAAUAAGAAGGGUGAUGCAGACAGCAGCAGCAGUAUCAGCAGUUCUGUGUGGGUGCGUGUACCACUACUGAUUGUGGUUACACUGGCCUGUAUUCUUGUGUGCUGA
This is a messenger RNA of Trypanosoma theileri, 528 nucleotides long. RefSeq lists its product as uncharacterized. NCBI's taxonomy places the organism in Eukaryota, Euglenozoa, Kinetoplastea, Trypanosomatida, Trypanosomatidae. The transcript has a single exon. The annotation marks the transcript as partial. The record is from RefSeq and is a predicted model, not a curated record.